This is a messenger RNA of Cygnus atratus (black swan), 2803 nucleotides long. RefSeq names its product glutathione S-transferase. Gene Ontology annotation, molecular function: glutathione transferase activity. The transcript has 7 exons. Gene Ontology annotation, biological process: glutathione metabolic process; xenobiotic metabolic process. The coding region runs from base 16 to 906 and encodes 296 amino acids. The record is from RefSeq and is a predicted model, not a curated record. Lineage: Eukaryota; Metazoa; Chordata; Aves; Anseriformes; Anatidae.
GACAAAAAACACCACAUGCCUGGAACCACAGGUUGCCCCACAGGCGUAAAUGAGAGCUUCUGCUCCCGGGCAGCAGAAGCAUCCCUCCCUCCUCCGGAGCCCAUCCCCCUUGGCUGCAGGGGCGGAGUGGCGGGGUCUGGAUCAGGCUCAGGAUCGCGCUCAGGAUUGGGAAAGCGAUCGGGGAAGGGAUCGGGACCAGUCAGCGCAGCGGAGGCUCGAAAGAACAACUCUGAAGUCAUGGCGGGGAAACCUAAGCUGCACUAUACCUGUGGAAGGGGGAAAAUGGAGUCAAUCCGAUGGCUGUUAGCAGCAGCUGGGGUUGAGUUUGAGGAACAAUUCAUAGAAACAAAUGAACACCUAGAAAAACUACGCAAUGGUGGAUCCCUGCUGUUCCAGCAAGUGCCCAUGGUGGAGAUCGAUGGGAUGAAGAUGGUGCAGACCAGAGCCAUCCUCAGCUACAUAGCAGGGAAAUACAACCUCUAUGGGAAGGACCUGAAGGAGAGAGCCUGGAUUGAUAUGUAUGUGGAAGGAACUACAGACCUGAUGGGAAUGAUCAUGCAGCUCCCUUUGCAGUCAGCCGAGAUGAGAGAAAAGAAUCUUGCCUUAAUCAUUGAACAAGCUAAGACCAGAUACUUUCCUGUUUAUGAAAAGGCCUUAAAAGACCAUGGUCAUGAUUAUCUUGUUGGCAACAAAUUUAGCUGGGCGGACAUCCAGCUGCUGGAAGCCAUUCUAAUGGUAGAAGAAUGUAAGCCAGAUAUACUGUCUGCGUUCCCUCUGCUACAGGCUUUUAAAGGAAGAAUAAGCAACAUUCCAACAAUUAAAAAAUUCUUGCAGCCUGGCAGCCAGAGGAAGCCACCAGCAGAUGACAAGUACAUUGCUAAUGUGAGGAAAAUAUUCAAUAUCUAAUCAUGUGGCUGCUGAUGAUAACACAACUGUAGCAUAUUACCUGAGCUGUGCCUUAUAAGUGUAAACUGUGUAGACAUAUUCUAUGGCUGUAGUAUUAAUCUUUGAAAGAGAAGAUGGUUUAGAUUGGGAUAAAAGGCUGUAGGACCUGUUGAUUUCACAAGGUUGCAUUUUAUUACCACCAUUUUUUACUGCAACCAGCUACAUGAACUAAAAUAUGCUAAUACUCUGCGUUUGCUUAAUUGCAGUAUUUCCAAAAUUCAACGUCCCCCUGCUCUAUCUAAUCGCUGUCUGUACUUUCAGAGCUACAGUUUAAAAACUAUAUAAAUAACAAAUAUAAAUUAGAACUCGUGACUUAUGGGUGAGAGCGAGAAACUAUUUUAAUCCUCACAUGAAUCUCUUAGAAGAGAUUUUGUUCACUGAAAGAUCAAAGUACAUGUGUCUAAUUAGUCUGAUGUGGUUUUCAUCCGUGCUACUUACACCCUUGCUCCUCCUCCUGUUGCUUGGCUGGAUGGCCACAGCGAGGAAAAUGCUGCUUGACUUCAGUAAGAUUUCAUUUUCCCCAGUUACUUCUCAAGUACCCGUAAAGAGAACUGCACUGGCUGCUUUCCUGUUCUGUAAAAGAGUUUGUGAAUGCUUUAAGCACUGUUGAGAUAAAACUUGUUUCAGAUUCUUUACCCUAAUUUCAUAGGAACCAUCACUGUCACAAAUAGUGCCAUAAAUUAUUCCUUCUAUUUGCUUUUAUUUUUUUCUCAGUAGGACUCAGACUGGUGAGGCAGAGAAACCGGUGUAGAGACAGUGUUAGCCCAGCAAAGUUACCUCCUCUUCUGACUUGUGUAGGAGCCACACAAUGUACCUCAGGUACAAACCUGGAACAACCCCCUCACCUAGUCACUGCCCACAUUAGCUCCUAGCAUUUUUACAUUAAAAUCACCUGCUAGCCGACAGCAGCAGUUUGAACUGCUACACCUCUGUUCCGAAGCAAUGCAACAGUUACUGAACCACUGCAGGGUCUGACACAGGGCAUCACCUCUGCAUUCUGUUAGUGCUUGUGAUGGUGUACCCUCCCCAACUGCCUGCUUAAGCAGAGCAUCUGGCCUAAGCAGAUGACAAGUGGCAGUCCUGAUGGACGUCUGGUCAUGAUGGCUGUAUUCUGGAUUCAGGAGAGACAGAAGACAAAUAGCCAAGGGCUAAUUUGAGCAAUGCAUCCCCCUCCCAACCACAGUGCUGGCCAAAUUAAGAAGGAAGUCCAAGUCAAGCUCAAUUUGGAACAAACUAACACCUGGAUGCAAAUAUGACCAAGAGUCAAUCAUCUCAUCCCAUAAACAGUGAGCAAUCCGAGAGCCUUUUGAGCUCUCCUGGCACAGCAGGGACAUCUCCAAGGGUUACUUCUGCAGAUUAAGAAAAGACCCUUACUGCUACAGAUAGGUUGGUAAGCAGAUUGGGAAAGUUACAUGCUAACGCGCUGUUAUGUUGCUUUGUGAUCAAACUCUACACUGGCUAAGUAGCAUAAAGACUUUGUGUAAUGCAUAUAAACCUUUAGACAUAAACUGUUGACCAAGUCUGGGACUAGGAGUGGAUUCAGCCACACCUCUCUAGGCUCCUUUCCUCUUCAGCUCACGGAAUUUAGAAAGCAAGGGGGUCCACUCUGAACCUCCAGACUCAACGGGACGGUCUCCUUGAUGUAACGUCGCCUAACCCAGCUCCUCACGUAGUCUCUAUGUAGUGUAUAAUGUCUUUCAUUUAGUGUCUUUGAGUAGUAAUAUAGUGUCUUUUAAAGUGUGCAACUAAGUGUAUCAUCCAAUUAUAAUCAGGUGUACCUUGCCAUCACUGAAUCUUUAAGUCGCAUAAGCUUUGUUAAAUCAUUACUUUAUAUCAAUAAAUCAUAUUGCUACAUCUC